CAACCCGGAAGUGGUCCCUCUCCGGGCAAGGGACCGCCGGUCUGCCCCGCAGCGGCUCUCGGCAGGGAAAGGAAGCCCUCCUCAGGUCCUGGGGGGCUGCAUCCUGGCCCUGGAGCGGCCUGCUUCGGAGGCGCCAUGGCAGCCGAGGUGAAGGUGACCGGGCAGAACCAGGAACAGUUCCUGCUGCUGGCCAAAUCUGCCCGCGGAGCUGCUCUGGCCAGCCUCAUCCAUCAAGUGCUGGAAGCCCCGGGCAUCUACGUCUUUGGGGAGCUCCUGGAUAUGCCCAGUGUCCGAGAGCUAGCUGACAGUGAAUUCUCCCCCGUCUUCCGCCUGCUAACUGUCUUUGCGUAUGGGACGUAUUCAGAUUAUCUGGCCGAGGCCGGGAAUCUGCCUGCGUUAACCGAGGCUCAGAAGAACAAACUCCGCCAUCUCUCGGUGGUCACGCUGGCUUCCAAGCUCAAGUGCAUCCCUUAUUCGGUCCUGCUGGACCAGCUACAGCUGAAGAACGUGCGGCAGCUGGAGGACCUGGUGAUCGAGGCCGUGUACGCGGACGUCCUGCGCGGGAGCCUGGACCAGCGGAACCAGCGGCUGGAGGUGGAUUACAGCAUUGGGCGGGACAUCCGCAGGGAGGAGCUCAGCGCCAUCACCCGCACCCUUCAGGACUGGUGCCAGGGCUGCGAGGUGGUCCUCUCCAGCAUCGAGGAGCAAGUCAGCCGAGCGAAUCAGCACAAGGAGCAGCAGCUGGGACUGAAGCAGCAGAUCGAGAGCGAGGUUGCAAAUCUGAAGAAGACCAUCAAAGUGACGACGGCGGCAGCCGCAGCCGCCACCUCCCAGGAUCCUGAGCAGCACCUGUCCGAGCUCCGGGAGCCCGCACCGGGCACCAACCAGCGGCAGGCCAGCAAAAAGGCCUCCAAGGGCAAAGGGUGAGGCGGGAUCCCGGCCGACUCCUCGGAGUUCCCUCAGGGCGGCUCCGAGGCAGCGCGAAAAUCUGGUCGAAAUCAAACUAGCUGGACGCUGGCGUGGCCGGGGAGGGCCAGCAGGCGCCCCCCGCAAUGUGUGGGGCUUUCUUCUCCAACCACGAUGUCGUUGUCUGUGUGCCCCUCGUCCCCCCUUUCCGUUUCUUUCCUCCCCUGCCACAUUCUCUCCUUCCCUCGCUCUCUCGCGACCCAUUUCACAGCCCUUCUGUUUCAGACAGCACUUCCCCCCCCCUUCCUUUCCUCGCCUCUCUCACUCUGUCCCCACCCCACCCGGAACCCCAUUCUUUUUUUCGGGGCCCAUUUGAAAGAGCCAUAAAACGACCUCACGUCUCUCAGUCGCGUUUGCAGUGACGGAAUGUUGUGGCCGUCCAGGGGUGGGAAGAAGGAACUGGGCACCGAGGAGC
Gekko japonicus is the source of this 1381-nucleotide messenger RNA. RefSeq names its product COP9 signalosome subunit 7A (gene COPS7A). The transcript is spliced from 8 exons. Gene Ontology annotation, cellular component: COP9 signalosome. Bases 136 to 927 code for a protein of 263 amino acids. The record is from RefSeq and is a predicted model, not a curated record. Gene Ontology annotation, biological process: COP9 signalosome assembly. NCBI's taxonomy places the organism in Eukaryota, Metazoa, Chordata, Lepidosauria, Squamata, Gekkonidae.